Messenger RNA from Mucor mucedo, 672 nucleotides. RefSeq lists its product as uncharacterized. NCBI's taxonomy places the organism in Eukaryota, Fungi, Mucoromycota, Mucoromycetes, Mucorales, Mucoraceae. The record is from RefSeq and is a predicted model, not a curated record. Bases 1 to 672 code for a protein of 223 amino acids. The transcript has 13 exons.
AUGUCUACACCUACACAUAAAGGGUGCAGCAUAAGUGGGAGUUUUGGCGCCAGUGAAAUACCACUAACUUUGUCGUUUUUAGCCUUGUACAAACGACGACCCACUCGAUUUUCUUUCCCAGUGUUUACAACUGGUAACGGGGAAGUAUUGCUUAUAAAGUUGGCCAGUCUAAGUUAUCACCAUGUAGCCUCUUCUCUGUUGGCCAGUCUAAGUUAUCACCAUGUAGCCUCUUCUCUGUUGGCCAGUCUAAGUUAUCACCAUGUAGCCUCUUCUCUGUUGGCCAGUCUAAGUUAUCACCAUGUAGCCUCUUCUCUGUUGGCCAGUCUAAGUUAUCACCAUGUAGCCUCUUCUCUGUUGGCCAGUCUAAGUUAUCACCAUGUAGCCUCUUCUCUGUUGGCCAGUCUAAGUUAUCACCAUGUAGCCUCUUCUCUGUUGGCCAGUCUAAGUUAUCACCAUGUAGCCUCUUCUCUGUUGGCCAGUCUAAGUUAUCACCAUGUAGCCUCUUCUCUGUUGGCCAGUCUAAGUUAUCACCAUGUAGCCUCUUCUCUGGUAACUGUUUUUGGCAGCUCUCCGAAGCUGAAUGGGUCAGCAAUGACUUCACUUUUAUUUUUGGAAUCAAGUCUUGUACCUUCACGUGGUGAUUCUGUUAAUCGAAGCUUAUUUCGAGACUGA